CAGCGACGGUUCGUCCACGGGCGGCGCAUUAAAGACAGCGGCGGCCACCAUCAACGCUGCUGGAGUCCGACACUGAGCGGUCAGGUCCAGGUUAAGGUCCAGGUCCGGUGCAGCUCGCUGAUAUCAUGGACGCCUGUGCUCGAAUCAGAGGAGUCCCCAUCAGGACCAGGGCCUCGGUGCGGAAAGAGACUGUGCGUGACAGUGGGACACAGAGUCUGAAGAACCUCUUCAGGAAUAAGAAGGAGCUGUGCAGCAUCAGCCUGGAGCUGCCGAGCAGAGACGCUGCAAGACUGACAGAGAUUCAUUUUGUGUGUCUGCCUGGUCAGUGUGAAGGAGAAGACGUCACCCAGCAGGCUCUGACGUCACUGCCAGGAAGUCUGUGUGAUCUUCUCAGGUCGCUCCACGUCCACGGCCUCAAGAAUGACGAGGUUCUUCUGCUCAAAGACUCUCGCCGGCUGGUGGAGCACAAAGACUCUGGGCCUCAGGUACAGAAGUGUUGGCUGAAGGCCGUGUGUGUGCUGAGACAUAAUCCGGGCUCCGGCCUCCACCCUCAGGCCAGCGUGGCGUCGCUGCUCGGCCUCCUCGGCUGCUACGUGGCGGGCGUCCGCUACGCCGGCGAGCUCCAGGCCCUGCAGAGGGGCUCGGCCGAGGCCAGUCAGCCGGAGGAGGACGACACCAACCAGUCGGUGUCGUCCAUCGAGGACGACUUUGUCACGGCACUGGAGCACCUGGAGGAGGACGACACGGGAGACGCAGGUCCCUCUGCAGCCUCCUAUCAUCAGUAUAAGCGGCGUGACGUGGCCUCACAGACAGUCCCCGCCCACAAGAGGAAAAAAGAAUUAUUGGGCGCCCGUGUUAUCAUUGGCUCCUCCUCCAAGAAGUAUUCGUCCAAACAUCAUCCGGCUCCAGAGGUGUCCGUCACAGUGCAGAGGUCGUCGGGUGUGGAGUCCCAGUGGACGUACUGCAGUCCCGGAGCUCGUCUGCCUUCUCCUCAGAUUCACGUCAGCGAGUCAGAAGACUCAGACUGCUCCAGCCCCAGUCCGAUCAUCUUCCUGGACGAGGUGGGCUACCAGAAGAGCCUGCUGGCCAAGCUGGACAUCCCCCAGGUGCCCGGUGGACCCAGGGAGCGAGUUGAAGACUCGGACUCUGAAGUCAGCGAGUUCUUUGACAGUUUUGACCAGUUUGACGACCUGGACGAGCUGAGCUCUGAGAGCUGCACUCUGGCUCUGCCUCUGGACUCCACCAGUUCCCCAAGCGGUCAGAAGAAGUUUGCAGAGUCCAGCACCAGCGUCUCGACAUCCAAGUAUGUUUCCAGGGGCUGCUCAACCAAGGGUAUGAACCCUCACCGCUUUGACCAGCCCACACUCCCAGCCAAUGUGAAAAAACCCACUCCACUGAAACCUGGCUCGCCUUACUCACUCCAUUCCGAGAUGCCCGACUCCCCAAGACUGGUGCAGACUCCCGGUGAGGAAAACGGUGGCCCACUCUUCAGUCCGGUCAGCUCCUCUGCCUUCAGCCCCCUGGUGGACUCUAACGGACCUCUGGAAUACUUUUGGAAGACGGACGAGGACGGACAGGACGACUCCGAGCUCAGGAAACCCCAGGAUCUAUGCUCGCUCUAUAAGACCUACUCGGACUUCGCCAGCAAUCUUUCCAGAGAAAUCCUGGGAUCUGUGUGCGGCUACCAGUCUGCGGUCGACAUCACCGACAACAAGAACCUCAGCUGCGUCUGCCACAAAGAAUUCCAGAACCCUUCCGGCUACCUGAUGAAGCUCUCGGAAAUACAGGAGACGGUGACGGUGGACAAGCUGCAGAAGAAGUCCCAGUCUCUGAAGGAUGGCAUUCAGAGGUUUGCCACUGACCUGGUGGAGAUGAGUCUGGGCAGCGCUUUGCGAGACCUUCAGAAGGGCGUCUCGUCCUGCACCACCACCUUGUGUCACUUGGCCGCAAGGCUCACCUCGUCCGUGUUCCAAAUGGCCUUCCAUGAGAUCGGCAUGCGCCGGGCUUAUGUGCUGAAGGAGCGAGCCAUCAGUGGAUUGGCGGGGUUCCUGGUCGGAGAGGCCGUGUCCGGGGCCCUGAAAGACUUCCUGACGGUGAAAAAGCAAAUUUUCCACAGCACAGUCUCGCAGUUUGCUGCUGACCUGGCUGAAGAGCUUGUGUUUGAAGGCAUCAUGGAGGUGUGUCAGUUUUCCCACCCCUCAACCCCUCUUACCCCAAGUGACUGGUCCUUUGGUCACGGGCAGGAAGAGGAGGAAGAGGAGGAGGAGGAAGUGGUUUCUUCGUAUGCUUCAGAUUUAUCGGAGUCAGUCAUCCAGGAAGCCUUCAUAGAACUCUCUCAGGCUGAUGUUGCCUUCACUAGCCAAGCAGCUAUCAGCGUGUCUUUGGACAACAUCUGUUACGUCAGUGCCGAGAACUCCAGCACUCACACCUGCAGUACCUUUACCACCCAGCAGGUUUUGAGUUGCACCUCUGCUGCAGGAGUUCCCAGGCCCUCGGGAGAAGAUCCUACCUGCACAGUGAAGAAAGCCCUCUUCACUGUCUCGGGUAUGGCCAGCUGUAUUCCUGUACCCCAGGCUGGCCACGCCCUCUCCCACCUCCCAGAUUCUGAGGAAACCUGUCAGCAAACAACCACUUCAUGCAAUACUCCACACGCUAGCCCCAGAAGAAUAACCGUGUCUUCCUCUGACACCGCGACCUCGACACAAACUCACCUUUACAGUCUUGGAACUCAGACCCCAGGAGCCGGAUUAGGCCCUUCUCACGGAAAGUCUGCGUUCCAGAACUUCUCUGGAAACAUGGUGGAUUUGAUCGUAACCGAGGCUUGUGAGCUCAUAACCACGUCUAAGAUGAAGAAGAGUUUCGAGGACUGCACUGACUUCUUCACUAAGGCAGUCGGAACCAGGAGUGGUUCUUCAUGCAAACAGGACUUAACAAGUAUUGACGCUCCAGAUUCCCCUUUAAGGCACGGAGAUCUUCGCUAUGUUACAGGGAGAGUCAUGGCUCAUCCUGUGACCAUGCACACUCUACAUGUGCCGGACAGCGGGAUUUCCGCUCCUGUGGAUGAUUCGAGCCCAAGUCCCGGUCAGAAGUCUGGUGGCACUCCUGGAACUCCUCCGUCCACCCCACAGCAGCCCAGCGAGGUUUCCAAGGAGAAACAGAUCAAACAGUUCUCCAAGAAGCUGAAGAGCAAACUGGCCAAGGAGUUCUCCCCUGCUACUCCACCUCCCACCCCUCACUACCAGCCAGAGCCCGGCCCAGGACCCAAAGACAUCACCCCUGAAGAGGACAAGGACGAGUUCAUGCUCAAACUCAUGAGGUCUCUCUCCGAGGAGGCCGAUGGCAACGAGGAGGAGGAGGAGGAGCCAGCAGAAGAGGAGCGUGUUGCCAACAGAUCUUCAGAGACCAGGAGCGGCCGGCACGAACCCAACCUUAUAUCCCGUCACAGAAUGUCCAACAAGGAAGCUCUCCACUAUGCCGAGCGCCUGGCUUGCCACAUUGUCUCCAUGGCAACAGAGAUGGACACCCUGGGAGUGGCAGAGGAGGAAGGAGAGGCGAGUGGUGGCAGCGGCAUGCGGCGGAGGGACAGCGUGGCUCAGUUCUCGGAGCAGACCCUGAACACUCUGUGGGUGUAUGCCGGCGAGGUGGCGGGGGAAGUCAUCAACGACGUGAAGAAGAUGGUGAGCUUGGGCCAGCAGUGUCCUUACCACAGAGUUCACCAUAGAAGGAGCUUGGACAGAUCCAGCUCUGAAUGUUUGCACCACCACCAGAACAGGGACUGGAGAGUGGGCAGGCUUGCCGAGCAGUGGUCCAGUGACAUCAUAGCCUCCAUGUUCCAGCCUCCUCCCACCUCCGCGCCCAGCGCAUUCUCCAGCUCCAGCUCUGGCAUGUCCUCAGAGUAUCCCAGUUGCGAGAGCGUGACGGACGAAUAUGCUGGCUACCUCAUCAGAGUCCUGAAGAAGGAAGGAGGAAGUAGGGAGCUGGUCCUGGACCAGUACGCGAGCCGCUUGGCCUACCGCUCCAUAAAACUAGGUUUGGCUCAUGCUAGUCGCAAGAUCAGGCAGAGAUCCUCGAGCAUCCGCUUUCACUCGUCCAAGUCGCUGCCAGAUGAAUGGAAAGCUUCAGGUAGUGAGGUCUCGUCCCCCCGGGACAGAGCAGAGACAGUGGUCUGUCCCUCAGGUGAGGACACUCGGUGCUGCUGCAGUGACUCUGAGGAGCAGAGUCAGAGGGACUACACAGAUCUGGUCAACUUUGCUGAAUCGUUGGCGUACAACAUCACCUGCGAUGUCACACGCAAGCUCCACCUCCCCACCGCGCGCCUGCCCAAGUCCCUCACUGACUCCUGCCUCUAUAAGAAAUCCAAACUUGAAGACAUGACGGAGAACCUCAUCAGGAACUCCUUCUCCUGCCCCCUGUUGUCCAAGGACGGUAAGAGCAGGCGUUACCACAGCACAGGGAGCCUGUACGAUGGAGGCCGCAGCAGCAGAGCGAUGCAGGUUGUCGAGCACUACGCCAGGAAAAUAGUGGACGACACUUUGAAGAUGAGCCUGGCGUCAGUCAGUCGUCCGUCGCGGGAGCAUCACAGGACGCAAGGUCACGACAGACACUCCCACAGGCAGAGGCUGACCGAGGCCCCGCCCACCAGUCAGGCCGCAGGCGAGAGGACCUGCCGUUACUGUCUGGCUCAGGAGUGUCUGUACUGCAGCAAACACGGCCGGCACCACCCGCCCACAACACACUGGAGGAGACGAGGGCCGGACUGUAAGACGAGCCGGAGCCAGAGGAUUCCCAGCUUGGACAUUCCCAAGAUCCACAUCGACCUGGACCACAGGGUGGCGUUCGCCGAGGACAUGGUCUCCACGGUGAUGGAGACGGCAAAGCGUGAGCUGAGCAACACCAGUCUCAACGCCGACAGCGGCAUCGGCCACGACGGGACCAGCUACGCCGAGAGCCUGACUGCUGAGAUCAUGACGUCAGCCAUGUCCAACGUCUGUCAGGGCGCCAUCAUCAGUUGUUCAGGGAGAGAAGUCACUGAGUCGACGGUGUCUCAGCAGCUCAGUGUAGGAGACGACAGUCUGGGCAGCUGGUCCAACCUGAGCUUUGAGGACGACAACAGCAGCUUCCUCCACCUCAGUGACAGCAGCAAUGGGAACAGCAGUAGCUGGAGCAGUCUGGGCCUGGAGGGGGAGGCGGGUGAGGAGCACAUGUCCUUCUCCCCCUCUGACAGUGACAACACAGACGACAAGGAGACGGAGGUCAAAGAGGAGUCCAGUGGGACUCUGUGUGUGGACCGGACUCAGGUGCUCGCAGCUCCCCGUGCCGCCGCCCCCGCCGCGCUGCUCGUCGCCAACUCGGACGUCAUGCCCGUGACCUUUGACCCUCAGCUCAGGAGCAUGCUGCAGUGGCUGGCGGCGUCCAUGGCCGACGUCACACAUGUGCAGCUGAGUCCUGACAGAGAGCUGCAGCAGCUUCCUGUCGUCGUCCAGAGGCUUCAGGAGAGGAGGUGGAGGGUCGGGGAGCUGCUGCACAUGCUGCUGCGCUACUGCGAGGAGAGCCACGCACACGGCCAAUCACAGGCCAGAGACGAGACUCCUCCGCCGCCGCCGCCAUCGUUAGCACCGCCGCAGCGCACGCCGCCGCCACCGCUCUUCCAGUGGCUCCUGGAUCACGCCUAGCUUUCCUCCUCUGUUCUUCACAGGGCUUUUACAGAAACCUCCACGUCCUCUAGAGGGCAGCACUGUACGAGUCGGCGAUAAGCAUCGCACUCUCAUGAAUGUGUGUGUGUGUGUGUGUGUGUUUUCUUCUGCAUGCUGUGACUAAUCAGGAGGAUUCUCUUCCCACCUCUGCGGUCGUGUUAUUUGUCUCCUGCCUCACAGUGAACGAGCUGUCUCCUCACGCCCACUCCACGGCUUUUCAUUUGAAGGCCUCACACCUCGCUGCCGUCACACACUCACGCCACAGAGAGAGAGAGAGGGAGAGAGAGAGGAAGAGGGAGAGAGACCCAGC
This is a messenger RNA of Solea senegalensis (Senegalese sole), 6003 nucleotides long. It is a transcript of the gene akap11, whose product is annotated as A kinase (PRKA) anchor protein 11. The coding region runs from base 126 to 5672 and encodes 1848 amino acids. Gene Ontology annotation, cellular component: cytoplasm. Gene Ontology annotation, molecular function: protein kinase A binding. The record is from RefSeq and is a predicted model, not a curated record. Lineage: Eukaryota; Metazoa; Chordata; Actinopteri; Pleuronectiformes; Soleidae. The transcript has 12 exons. Gene Ontology annotation, biological process: intracellular protein localization.